Molecule: messenger RNA, 396 nt
Organism: Fusarium redolens
Lineage: Eukaryota; Fungi; Ascomycota; Sordariomycetes; Hypocreales; Nectriaceae
Exons: 3
Coding region: 1-396 (131 amino acids)
Source: RefSeq, a predicted model, not a curated record
AUGGUAUAUGCCGCAUGUUUGCAUCUCGUCCGAUUUCUGGAAGGAGCGAUAGGUAGAAUCGAUAACGCCCAGUUCAAGGAUGCGUCGAUUGAUACCGUGUCAAAAGUCGAGAAAGUUUACAGAACUCAGAGGCGCUUCUUAGAACUUUACCCCAAGCUCACAAAUUUUACACCACCAACUGCCCAACAGGUCGCUCCUCGAUACCCACAGCAUAAUGAAAUCGAUGAACUUGUUGACAAUCUCAGCAGUAUCGACAAUUGGCUCCUAGAUAUGGAACCUAGGUCAUCUGGAACCUUGACCCCAGCCGUCGCUGUUUGCGGUGGCCAGCGAGAGGAAGAAAUUGAUGAAACAGCCUUGAUCUAUCUCGCUGAGAUAUUCGAUAACGUUGACGAAUAA